Messenger RNA from Trypanosoma rangeli, 2046 nucleotides. RefSeq lists its product as uncharacterized. The transcript has a single exon. Lineage: Eukaryota; Euglenozoa; Kinetoplastea; Trypanosomatida; Trypanosomatidae. The record is from RefSeq and is a predicted model, not a curated record. The coding region runs from base 1 to 2046 and encodes 681 amino acids.
AUGUCGGUAUGGCGCAGGUGGCACGUGGAUGCUGUUCCCGAGUGGAGGUCCGCAGUCUGCCCUUAUCUUCUUCGCUUUGCGCACGGCUGGCCGAGGAAAGCGCCACACGCGCAGAAGUCACCGACAAAAAUAUUUCCCUCAUACUGGGCCAAUGUGGCGGUGCUUAGCGACCGGGAACGUGACUUUUUCGUUCAGUGCGUCGAGUACAUUCGCUACGGCAUAGAAAUGCACCCAACGUCGUCCGUGGUGUGCGCGAUGAAUCGCGUGGCGGAUGCUGCGGUGAGCGAGCGCGUGCCACUCAAUGCAGCUGCGGAGGCUGCGACAGACUUGAUAUGUGACGUUGUGCUGAUGCCCGACGGGCGACCGUGCAUGGGGUGGUUUCUAGACGAGUUUGAGUUUUCUCAUUACGCUGCCGUUAUUUCGGCGAUGGAGGAGCGUUGGUGUGCGUCUUCGGGGUCCUUAUGGGCACUGAAGGAGCGUGGCAUCACGGCUCAGCUGAACUCGAUGACUGCAUGGAACAGGCAGGAAAGCCUUUUCAUUGAGGCUGAAAAGUGGACCACUGAACGAAUGCAGUCCUACGUCUUUAGGCACGUGCGGUUCGCGGAGAAGAACGUGUCUUGCAUGGAAAGAAGUGUCGAUAGGGCGCAUCUGUUAUCCUUGUCACUUCUUUCCUCAACAAAAAACGUGAAUCGAGAGCUUUUUCUACCGUCAAUCAGCAGCUGCGUCGCAUCUUUAGGAGAGCGGGGCGGUAACAGCGCCAUGUAUCCGACUCUCUGCCGUUCCUUUGGCUGUGUAUUAGCGUUGCAGCCGCCCGAGUUUAUGGAAUUUCGUUCCCAUGCGGAGACAUUUGGUGUAGCACUAUGCUCCAUAAAGAGUGACGAUGCGAUCUGUCAAGUGUAUCAGCAGCUUGUGCAGGAUGCGCUGGAUGUCGUUGUAUAUGGGAGAGUGCCUUCCCCACCUGCUCCAUCUAUAUCCACCGCAUUAACUAACGCCAUACGCAACCUUCUUAAUGAUUUAACAGAAGUGGACAAGACGUGGAUGUGGUUCCCAAGGGUUGUGACACUUUGCCUUGUGGCACCUACGCCCUAUGCCAGAGACGAGGGCAUCCGUGCCGCGGUUCUUGCACUCUCUGCUAUGGAGAACUACCUGGACGCGUGUGAGGCUGCCCUUCUGCAGCAACACGUCUCUUUUGAUAAACCAAGCGAUGCAGACGCGGCGGUUUCCUCUCGCGGCGAGGUAGGUCUGGUGGACAACGCCGUCUUGGAUGGUGUACUCUGUGGUGAGGCCGCUGCUCCUCUAUUUAGUGGUGGUGAUGACGAAAAUGAUGAUGUCACGGAGAGGGGACCGCGUUGUCCCGAUCUCAGUACGGCUUGGGUGCCAGGUGUGGGAUUGGAUUCAUCUUUUUAUGUCUCCAAUAUUCUUGCCGCCUGUGACGCUCUUUCCGGCAUGCUUGGGGUGAUGGAGUCGAUCCAAUACGCUCAGACUGCGUCUCAGCGGGCGGUGCAUCGGUUCCGACACAAACUUAGAGUCCAUGUUUUACGUCGAUUUGGUUUUGUGAAUGCCUCCAAAAUGUGGGGAAGUUCUUUCAGUGGCAGGGCGUUGCCUUUUUUGAAUGCUCUCUGCACUUCCCUGCAUUCCGGGGAAAGCACCGCGGUAUUUCGUUUUAGAAAUAAUGGGAAAAUGCCGCACCCGUUUGAUGCCAUUGCAGAGCCCUCACCACUCUUGCAGUCCCUUGCGCCCAAACACCUUGCUUUUCCUGGCGCAGCUCCUUGUUUCUGCGUUGAGUGUGGUACGGUGCAGGAGUUGAAGGUAUUGGCCGCCGAGACGGAGAAGCGAAAAUCUCUGCGUUGUUUCUUUGCCCCAGGUGCUUCGAAGAGAGGUCUUUUUCUCGACUUUGUUGCGCGUGAGAACGUUUUCCAGGAUCUGGCAGCUGUCGGAAUGACUCAAAUUGAGAAAGCGCCAGAAUCUCCAUUUGUGGAUGUGGCUGCUCAGGUGGAGGAAGGCCGAAUCGUUGCGCGCCUUCUGAAGGUGCCUCACUGCUUGUGA